UUUUUUGGGGAGAGGGGGAGACAGGGGGGAGAGAGGGGGGAGAGAGAGGGGGCAGAGAGAGGGGGCAGAGAGGGAGAGGGGGAGGGAGAGGGAGAGGGAGAGGGAGAGGGAGAGGGAAAGAGGAGAGGGACCUAACUAGUUUCAUCCAUCCAUCCUUUCUUACCAACAGAUAACACAUCACCAACUAAUAUUAGCAAGACAUUUGGUACAAGAAAAAGAGCUUAAUGUACUAGCUCAAUGUGCUAAAGAUUUUAUAUAUAGUAACUCAUUUCAUUCUGGUAACUGUGAAAUGUACUUUUCAUAGAAAAUAAUCUUAGAUACAUUCUCAACUUCAUCAGCUCUCUACUCCUUUAAAAAUAAUAAAAAGAGAAAUCAUCCUAUUGAGGGCAAUCUUGUAUUUAAGUACUGGAUCCUGACCCCUCAAGAUUGGGGAGCUGUGCCCUGAAUGGUGGUAGAUACCUUUAAUCCCAGCACUGACGCAGAGGCAGGCAGUUCUCUGUGAGUUUGGGGCCAUCCUAGCUAUGGACUUGUAGCAAAGCCUUGUCUCAAUAUAAACACGCAAACAAACAAACAAACAAGAUUGUAAAUGCAUCCAAUAUUUUCUUUGUCUUUAAGAAUUUUUAAAAUGUGUAUCUGUGGUUUGCCUGCAUGUAUGCUUGUGCACCGCACGCAUGCAGUGCCUUCAGAGGCCAGAGGAGGACAUCAGAUCCCCUACAACUGCAGUUAGAGAUGGUUGUUAGCCAUCCUUAUGGACUGAAGACAGGUCCUCUGGAAGAACAGCGUGAUCUUAAUGGCCUGGCCAAGACCUUUUCUUUGUUUUAAAAGAACAUACUUUUUUCUUAUUUUAAAUUUUUAUUUGAUUUAUUAUUUUCUGUGUGGGGAAGGUUGGAAGAUAAACUUCAGGAAUCAGUUCUCUCCUUUGUGGGUUUCAGGGUAUCUUGUAUCUUGCCUGCUUUUUUUUUUUUUUUUUUUUUUUUAAGACAGGGAGAUAGGGUCUAUGUAGUCUUGACUGGUCUAGAACUCUCUACAUGAACUAGACUGGCUUUGGAACUCACAGAGAUUCACCUGUCAUUGUCUCUUCAGCAUAUCUUAUAAGUGUUAAGUCACCAUCACCUCCACUCCUGUGUUUUAAACACUUUCUAUUCUCUACAUUUUAUUAUUAGACAUGCUCUUGUCUCUUUAUAUCUUGAUGAUGGUGAUGGUGGCAAUGGUAUUAGGAAUGCAGUUCAGUAGUCGCUUGCCAGGCAUGCACAAAGCCCUGGGCUCAAAUAAAAUACGACUAUUAAUGGCAAUAAUAAAGUCAUUCGAGCUUACUAGGCAUUGGUCACCUUAAGUCUUCUUUUCAUAAUUAUAAUUAUUUUUAAAAUUUGCUGCUAUGUGCCUACUUCCAUUUUUUCCCCACAAUCCACAACUUCUGUUUUCAGAAUAACAAGUUUCAUAGUGUUUCCUACGUUUGACACCACAACCAUAUUCUCUGUUCAUUGUGUAGCCCUGGCUGGUCUGGAACUCACUUUGUAAACCAGGCCAUCCUCAAACUCACAGAGAUCCUCCUGAAUGAGGAACUAAAAUGUACACUACCCAUGCCGGCAAUAUUCUUUCUUUUCAAAUCUCUUUUGACGUUUCUUCUUGCUUCACUGACAUCCGUAAGUGCUAAGAAACUCGAAGCCUCAGAAAACGAGGACGGGAAGAUUAAAGCCGAGCAUUCGACUGGAGAAGGACGCAGAGGUGGGUGUAGACCGCUACUUUCUGAGGCGUGGGUGGACACGGGCCUGGUGUCCCAUAUUGCCUUCAACUCUCUCCCCAUCCCUUGCAGGUCUAUAGAUACUCAAGACAAAGCUGGCGUUCCCGGGCUUGGUGGAGGCUGGUUUGUGAUCGCCGAUGAAGACCGCUUCUUCCGAUGGCGCCCACGCGGACCAAAAAAACCACUCUGGUCCUCGUCGGAACCAGGGAGCCCGGCAGAGGUUGCAGCUCGGCGCCCGGCAGAGGGCGUGCAUGCGUGUCGGUACUUCCGGCACUGCGGGGAGGGACCGCGAGGACCAGCUAGAGGCAUACGAGUGCUUUCCUGGAGCGUCUGGGUUCCACGGGCGGCGAUCCCCGCGAGGCUCGUGGGAUCCCCUCGCUGAGUCCUAAAUAGUCUGUCCCCGACCCUCCACCCCACCCCCACCCUGCACCGCUGGGGAGUUUCGGGUUAGGUAGACUUCCCUGCAGCUCCCGUGCUGUGAAGCCCCAGGAGCCCAAACUUUAAAAUACAGAGAAAACGAUGAAGAAGUUAAAGCUUAAGGAACUAGAGAGUCGCCUGCAAGAAGUGGAUGGAUUCGAAAAGCCCAAGUUACUUCUAGAACAGUAUCCCACCAGGCCGCACAUUGCAGCAUGCAUGCUUUAUACAAUCCAUAACACAUACGAUGACAUUGAAAACAAAGCGGUUGCAGAUCUAGGAUGUGGCUGUGGAGUACUUAGCAUCGGAGCGGCAAUGCUAGGAGCAGGGUUGUGUGUUGGAUUUGACAUAGAUGAAGAUGCACUGGAAAUAUUUAAUAAGAAUGUGGAAGAGUUUGAGCUAACAAAUGUUGAUAUGAUUCAGUGUGAUGUGUACUCAUUAUCUAACAGAAUGUCCAAGUUAUUUGAUACAGUAAUUAUGAAUCCUCCCUUUGGGACCAAAAAUAAUAAAGGGACAGAUAUGGCUUUUCUGAAGACUGCUUUGGGAAUGGCAAGAACAGCAGUAUAUUCUUUACACAAGUCCUCAACUAGGGAACAUAUUCAAAAGAAAGCUGCUGAAUGGAAAGUCAAGAUAGAAAUUAUUGCAGAGCUUCGAUAUGAUCUACCAGCAUUAUACAACUUUCAUAAAAAGAAAUCUGUAAGUUUUCCAAUUGUAGUCUGUGUACAUCCAGUAUUCAAAAGCUUUUGUAAUGGUCAUUUCCACUCUUACCAAGGUAAAUGGGUAAAUAUAAAGUCAGCCUGAGAGAUUAGACAAAUUAGCUGUGGGAAGAAGGGCUUAUACUCGCAAGAGUCAAUAUUUUAGUUGAAGUUCUUUGUGAAACGUUUUAAGAGAAAUAAAAAGAAGAAAGAACUAUUGGCUAUUUUUAUACAGUAUAUAUUUUACAAGUCUGUACUAAUACAUUCUCAUAUUACAAAGGCAAUUAAGAGGAAGAAUCUUCCUUCUCAUAUUUUAAUCAUCCAAACACAAACAGAACUAUACAUUUUAAAAAACUUUCAUUUGGAUAACAACAAAAAGAAGACAAGUAAAACAAAAAUUUUUUCCUUUUAUACAGGUGGACAUCGAAGUGGACCUAAUUCGCUUUUCUUUUUAAAAGCUUCUGAAGACAAAAAGCAGCUUAAAAUCUAACUAAGGAAUAAAAACACUGCUUACUAAAUAAACUACUUGUCUCUA
This is a messenger RNA of Mus musculus (house mouse), 3385 nucleotides long. RefSeq names its product methyltransferase 5, N6-adenosine (gene Mettl5). Gene Ontology annotation, cellular component: nucleus; presynapse; nucleolus. Bases 2261 to 2956 code for a protein of 231 amino acids. Gene Ontology annotation, molecular function: nucleic acid binding; rRNA (adenine-N6-)-methyltransferase activity; N-methyltransferase activity. Gene Ontology annotation, biological process: rRNA methylation; rRNA processing; positive regulation of translation. NCBI's taxonomy places the organism in Eukaryota, Metazoa, Chordata, Mammalia, Rodentia, Muridae. The record is from RefSeq and is a predicted model, not a curated record. The transcript is spliced from 6 exons.